AUGAGUGACGCCCCCCUCUUGGCCGAGCUUGGCUGGAUCGAGUGGUGCGCUCUGCCCGGCCUCGGCAUCCCCUUGCUGCAAGCAAAGAUCGACACCGGCGCGCGGACCUCGUCGCUCCACGCCGAGGACCUCGAGAUCGUCGAUCAGGGCGGCCGCCAUGUCGCCAAGUUUCUCGUCCGCACCCGCAAAGGGGUCUAUGUUUGCGAAUGCCCCGUCAAGGACGAACGCCACGUGAAGAGUUCGUCGGGGCAUGAAGAGCUACGCGUCGUCGUCGAAACCACCUGCGUCAUCCAACGCGUCCGCUGGACGAUCGAGCUGACGCUCACCGACCGCACCGCCAUGCGGUUCCCGAUGCUGCUGGGCCGCCGGGCGAUGGCCGGGCGGUUCGUCGUCGAUCCCAGCCGCCGCUAUGUGUGCGGAAAGCCCAAGCGAAAGUUCAAGUCGUAA
Symbiodinium sp. CCMP2456 is the source of this 447-nucleotide messenger RNA. The record is from the annotation of a GenBank genome assembly. Lineage: Eukaryota; Dinophyceae; Suessiales; Symbiodiniaceae.